Molecule: messenger RNA, 5253 nt
Organism: Haliotis rufescens (red abalone)
Lineage: Eukaryota; Metazoa; Mollusca; Gastropoda; Lepetellida; Haliotidae
Product: phospholipase B1, membrane-associated-like
Exons: 43
Coding region: 97-4209 (1370 amino acids)
Biological process (GO): phospholipid metabolic process
Molecular function (GO): glycerophospholipase activity
Source: RefSeq, a predicted model, not a curated record
UGUAUCAGUGUAGGUCAGUGAUGAAAGCGUAUCACUUCUGCCUAUGUGGUUACUUAUACAUAUCAACAUCGGCGCCCACAGUAACGACAUCCCAACAUGGCCAACGCGGCGGUGUACCUGUGUUUUUUAAUGCUGUCUCUGUCAGUAGCAUCUGAUCACAAUGAGUACAUCAAGCGAUACAAAGAUUACAUCCAGUCUGUGUCUAACAACGCUACCUACGUCAGCAUGAUGAAAGCACAGGAGGAACAUCAGCGGCAACCCAAGGUAGCGGGCGCCCCCUUCUCCUGCACCGUGUACCCCCCGUCUCCGACUGUACCCACAUCAGUUCACACUCUGCGGCCAGGGGACGUGAAGGUCGUCGGAGCCUUGGGAGACUCCAUCACGGCGGCCCUCGGCGCGGACGCCAGCAACAUAUUCGGGGUUCUCACCGAGUACCGGGGACUCUCUUGGAGCAUUGGCGGGGACGGAACAUAUGAGGACCAGGAAACACUACCGAACAUCCUCAAGAGAUACAACCCCAACUUAAAGGGGUACUCCGUUGGUACAGGAGACAGCGAGGACAAGGCUCACCUGAACGUUGCCGAUACUGGUAGCGUCGCGGCGGAUCUCCCGAAGCAGGCAAGACUUUUGAUAGACCGGAUGAACAAUGACCCUGAGAUUGACGUUCAGAAUGACUGGAAGGUCAUCACGAUCAUGACUGGCGGGAACGACAUCUGUGACGUCUGCACUGAUGGGGAAGGGCAUAGCCCCGAACGUUAUAUCGAGUCCGUGACCGCCGCUCUGGACCUGCUUCAAACAGAGGUACCCAGGGUGUUAGUCAACCUGGUAGAGACGAUCAACGUGGAGAUCGCUAAAGAUCUCAACAAGGGAUUGCUCUGUACUGUCCUACACGUUGCCUGCCGGUGUGCGGCGUUCCCUGACGGCGCGGAGGGGGAGGAACUGAUUGUCCAGACGACCAAAGGCUACCACGCUCAGACAGAGCAGCUGGUCAGUACUGGCCGUUACGACACCAAGGACGACUUCACUGUAGUAGUGCAACCAUUCCUCAAGGAAACCUUCCUGCCAAGAACGGCUGACGGCAAACCUGACUUCAGCUUCUUCGCGCCGGACUGUUUCCACUUAAGCAGGAAGGGCCAAGCUGCUGCUGCCAAUGGUCUGUGGAACAACAUGAUCGAGCGGGAAGGAGGCAAGCGAGUCAACUGGGCUCCCGGUCAACCUAUUGAAUGUCCAUCUGAGGCCUCUCCGUUCUUCUUUACCCGUAAGAACAGCAACGCAACUGCAGGUGGUGUGAGAAGAGACGGCCCGAUGCUGACUGGCGACGUGAAGGGGGACUCUACGAAUGAGGAGGAGAUUAAUGGGACCAACAACGGGGGCUCUGAGGACCACACAGUCGCCAUCGGAACGUCGUUUCUCGUAUUGGUGGGGGUUGGGUUCAUACUGACGCUGUUGUGGACAGUAAGGAGACAUCGACGUCCUUGUGCCAACAAGUACCAGACAAUGGAAGAGGAGACGGUCUGGGAGAAAGACAGCCCUGCGACCAAAAUCGUCAAGCAGCACUCCAUCAUGCGAGACAUACACUCGUGCUAUGAUAUUUACAACGCUGUCGGACUAACUAUGACGGUCACAUCAACCCUGCUACUCGUAUGGCUUAUGUCAGUAUAUUUGACUAUUCCAGCGUGUCACGGCAGCUAUGACGACUACAGGGCGUGGCUCUCCCAGGCUGCCAACAACGUCACCCUACAGAGAGACUUCAGUAAACAUCUACAUCUCUUCAGGGAUGACAUGCCGGUAAUACACCCGGAUGAUGGCCACUUUCAUGGAAGUGCAUUUCCCUGUACUAUCUACCCGCCGUCACCAACUACACCCGUAUCAGUUCACCGCUUGAGGCCCGGCGACAUCCAGGUAGUGGCAGCGAUGGGGGACUCCAUCACAGCCGGAAAUGGCAUCACAGCGACAACGAUCAUGGACAUGCGCAGACAGGACCGUGGCCUUUCAUGGAGCAUCGGCGGAGAUGGCGAAUACGGCCAACAGCCAACAAUCCCAAAUAUGUUGAAGAAAUACAACCCCUGGCUGAGAGGAUUCGCUCUUAAAAGUGGCAACGUGUGGAGUAAGAAUGCCCACCUUGAUGUAGCUGAACCCGGGGCAGAAUCCGUUGCCAUGGUCAAACAGGCAGAGUUGUUGAUAAAGAGGAUGAAGACAGAAAUAGGUGUAGACUUUAGAAACGACUGGAAACUUAUUACCAUCUUCAUCGGGGGUGAUGACUUGUGCGACUACUGCAAAGACAUGCGGCGCAACAACGCCAGCAACUACGUCCAACGUGUACAGCAGGCCCUCGACAUCCUCCACGCCGGCAUCCCCCGCGCCUUCGUCAACCUGGUGGAGGUGAACCACGUGGACGUGAUGCAGGGGCUGAACGUCGGCCAUAUCUGCUCUAUAGUUCACCAGUUGUACUGUCCGUGUGGCGCCUAUCCCCGGAACGACGAGGACGUCCUGCUGCUACACCAGGCUGCCGACGACUACAACGACGGCCUGGAGAAGCUGGUGGCCAGUGGGAGAUACGACGACAGGGACGACUUUACAGUGGUCAUACAGCCGUUCUUCAGAGACACCAAGCUACCUAUGAAAGAGAACAAACCAGACUUGUCCUACUUUUCGCCGGAUUGUUUUCAUUUUAGUCGGAAAGGUCAGGCCAUUGCUGCCACAUCGCUCUGGAAUAACAUGAUCCAACCUGUGGGGUACAAAAAAACCUCUGUAGUUCCCGGGGAAACCCUGGAGUGCCCAAGUGAGCUGAACCCAUACUUCUUCACGAACAAGAACAGUGUUAACUAUCAAAGACGUGAUGCUGACGGUUACAGAUUCUUGCUGCGUAUAUCAAUUGGACAUGAUAGCGGACACCUCGUGCCCGCCACUUUCCUCAUCAUAGAGGACCCAAGUACCGCAGUGAAAUCAGCUGAUCCACGACUCCUUUGUUUUGUCAGUACAUCCACCUUGUUAGACAGUAGUCCUGGUGUGGAUGUGGGGACUCGGCUGAUGAUGACAUCAACAUAUAUCCUCCUAGCAGCCGGACUUGUGGCAGCGUGUCACGGCAGCUAUGACGACUACAGGGCGUGGCUCUCCCAGGCUGCCAACAACGUCACCCUACAGAAAGACUUCAGUAAACACCUACAUCUCUUCAGGGAUGACAAUCAGCAUUAUGGCUCACCACCGUUUCCGUGUAACCCUGCCCCACGGUCAGAUGUCACGCCCACUUCAAUUCACAGAUUGAGGCCCGCUGACAUCCAAGUGGUAGCUGCCUUGGGGGACUCUAUCACGGCGGGCACCGGGAUUACAGCCUGCACCAUUGUUGGUCUCCUCUGGCAGGACCGGGGACUGUCUUGGAGCAUUGGCGGCGAUGGCGACUUCAGCUACCAACCCACCAUUCCAAAUAUUUUAAGAAAGUUCAAUCCGAACUUGAAAGGGUUCUCCUUGAAGAGCGGGUCAGUGCGGAGUAAGAACGCCCAUCUGGACCUGGCUGUACCAGGGGCCAAAUCAGAGGAUAUGGUAGAGCAGGCGGAGUCACUCAUAGAACGGCUGAAGUCGGAACCAGGGGUGGACUUCAAGAACGACUGGAAGCUCAUCACCAUCUUCAUCGGCGGCAAUGAUCUAUGCGACUACUGUGAUGAUGAGGGACGCUACAACUCCAGCAACUACGUCCAACGUGUACAGAAGGCACUCGACAUCCUCCACGCCGGCAUUCCCCGCGCCUUCGUCAACCUGGUGGAGGUGAACCACGUCGACGAAAUGAAGAAACUCAACGUUGGCCUUGUCUGUUCCGUAGCUCACCUGUUUAUCUGCCGUUGUGGCGCCUACCCAGGCAGCGACGAGGCAUCCCAACAACUACAUCAAGCGACAGACGACUACGACAUCGGCCUGGAGAAGCUGGUGAACAGUGGGAGAUACGACGACAGGGACGACUUUACAGUGGUCAUACAGCCGUUCUUCAGAGAAACAAAGCUACCCUUGAAGGACGGCAAGCCGGAUCUCACCUUCUUCUCGCCGGACUGUUUCCACUUCAGCAGACGAGCUCACUCCGCCGCUGCCAUCGCGUUGUGGAAUAACAUGAUCCAGCCAGUCGGUGAGAAGAGAACGAGCUGGUCGCCUGGUCAGUCGCCGGACUGUCCGACUGAGGACAAUCCCUAUUUGUUCACGAACAAGAACAGCAGAAGGUGAGGGUCUGAACCCACCCCUCUUGGACCCGGUGUCACUGCACAGAAUACCUAUUCACCUAAUGUCGUCAGGCGUCUCGUGCACCAAAUAUGUACAAUCAUUGAUUACAACCCAUGUCCCCACUGUGCCUUACCACAAGACGUCUGACAUGUGCACAACCCACCACAACGAACAGUAUCUCGAUUUGUUACAUACCUACCCUUCAACAUCCACGUGUGAUCCCGCCAAACAGUCGCGCCCACUCGUAAUCAUUCCGGGACAAGUAGCGUCAUUCGUGACCAACUCGUGUUAUUCCGGGACAAGCCGAAUAGCGAGUUUUUGAAGGUUACGGAAAGGGGCGAGUGGUGACGAAAGCGCAUACAUGUAUAUACAAGACAAAUCACCACAGCGUCACGUGUUCAGUAAAAACCACAGAAAUCAUAACGAACCGUCUUUCAACACAAUUCAGCAUUUCUCAAUUGUCGUGGUCUGAAAAAGGUUUAUCAAACACAAGUUAUUUGAAACACUCGAGGAUCUUUGUAAAUCGUGUCACUAUGUAUUUGAGUGUGACAUAUUCCCAAUGUCAUGUCGGUGGAUCAAAACCCAUGUGCACUCCAAGCAGGAUAUGACUUUAUGCAAAGAACCACAAAACAUGUUGUACGCGUUUACUUUUCUCAGCAUGGCAUGACUAUCAUUACUUCAUCAUGAAUACCGAUAUUGUCUUGAUGAACCCUCGAGUGUUGGCAAUCUACCUCACACCAGAUGGUACUUGAUGUGUUUGAUGUGAACUGUGACAUGCUCAAUCUCAUUAAAAUCAGAUCUUAGUUUUCGCUACUGCUAAACAAAGAUCUGAGGACACCCCAGUACGGGUCACGUCAGAACGACCUUUCGCGAAGUUUGACCGACCAAUGAAAUGACUCACAAGAAAUCGCCAUUGGCCAAUCAGUAGGCAGCUUUCUCGAGCUUUACGACACUAGUUUCAAACUGGCGACUACGCUUCGAAACAUAUUUUGACGUAUUCUCGAUUAAAAAAUAAAUAAAACUGAUAAGAAGAACAUUCUGGAAUGG